CACAAGGCUCUGCUCUGUGGGGGGAACUUGAAGCUGUGCAUGGGUAAUUUGUGUUGCUGUGUGCCGCUUCGGACCGAGGUCUGGAGGUACUGAACGGAGCUCCGCAUCCACUGUCCGCGCGUCCUCGUCCUGCACGGAGCAGGCAGAACUUGACAGUGUCCCAGAACGUCAACGACCAACACACCCAGGGUACCUUGCACAUCGUAUCUGGAUGAAGUCCAUGACCAAACACGUCAAUAUGUGACGAGAUUUUAGACUCUGCCGUAGACAGACUGCCUUCUCCAGAGUAUGCCUUGUCUCCAUGGUAACGGGCCUCAGGCAGACCCAGAAAAACAUCGGGCCAAACUGGUCCACUCCUGUCCAACCUACCUGAUCUUGGACUGUGCUGAAGAGGAUUUAACGAGAAUUCAAGCAAUGAAUCAUUCUUCAAAUAUUAGUCAUGUACUCAAUUAGUUCCUGUAGUUAUUUUACCAAUUAAGGUGCAUUCAAGGACCCAGAAUGCCUAAAAUACUGCUUGAAAAUUUGUUGUUUUAGUAGAUGUACUUUCUAAUCUUUUGGGAUCACAAUGCAGACUUGGACUUUGUAUACUCUCUAAAUUGUGCCCGAGAACCAGGACUCUGUUUAAAAGUUUCCCUUCCUUGAUAAUUAUGUCAGGGAUAUAUUCAGUCUCAAUUAAGGGUUCUUAAUCGAGCAGCACCAGUCCCAAACUGGACUGAAAGGAGUCCUACACCAGGACCAGGAUGCACCAGCUGUUCAGCCAGGUGCUGGGGCAGAGGGAUCUAUCCAGAGCGGGGGAUCUGUUUUCUCUGGAGGACACAGAGAUCGAAUCCUGUCUGUCUCAGGCUCUGGACCAGAUCAAGGCCAUCUCCUGCUCACCGGACUAUUUGACCAAUGACAACGACCAGGCAGUGGUGGAGAUUUGCAUAACGCGCAUCACCACGGCCAUAAGGGAGACAGGCUCCAUCGAGCAACACAGCACGGCACUGGUGGGGCUGUGGGAGUCAUGUCUUGAGCACAACCUCACCCCUCAAGGUGAAAACACAGAAGACACGCCGCAUGCCAAGAUAGCGUCCGACAUCACCAGCUGUAUCCUGCAGAACUACAGCUGUCCGUCAGUCAUGGUGCUGGCCGUCCCGGUAGCAGUGCGGUUCCUGCAGCGAGGGAACAGGGAGCUGAGCAGGAACAUGUCCAGUUAUCUCUCCCUGGCUGCUAUCGCCAAAGCCGAUCUGCUGGCUGAACACACGGAGGCCAUAACGCUCAGCGUGCUGGGAGGUAACCACAUGUUGUUACGGGUGUUACCCUCAGUUUACCCCAGACAGCCAGAUACCAUCCACUGUCACCUAGGCAACCUCACCGCGAUGAUGUCUCAGCUGGAGUCCCCAGAGCAACAACACCUCAUCAGACUGAUUCAAAUUGUUGCAGAGCAACAUCCACUAAUGUUGAGCCCUCAGGUGCCUACGCUAGUCAGUUAUCUAGGAGACCAAUCCCUGACUGAGGCCCUGCUGGGUGCGCUCGUGGACGUGUCACAGGCCAGCCCUUCCUCGCUGGUCAGCUUCCUGCCAGCGCUGAGGAUUGUGGGACAACAAUGCCCUGCUCUCCUGGGUCCUGUGGCCAAAAUCCAUGGUGCCGUCGGUAUCAUUAGUGAGACCCAUGCACACAACUCGUUGGUCUACCUGGUGUCCUGUCUAGGCAGCAUGGAGCACAGCUUUCACCACACACUGCUGCUGGAGAUCAGAGCUCUGACAGACCGCUACCCAUCUUUACUGGGAGGCUGCGGUAAAGACAUCUACAGGAUGAGCAACUCGUUCACUGCUAUAGCCCGACUGCUGGGGAGGAGACUGGAGGAGAGCACAGCCAUGCACUGCAGGGUGGACGAGGCAUGCCCGCCGUCUCCCUGUGCAUCUCUUCCAGGGGGAGGGAGGGCGUCAGAGCAGCGGCUGCAAGUGAAAAUUCAGGCCUUUGAGGAGAAAAUGGGGGAGGAAGGGGUGGAGGAGGAGGUGGAGGAGGACUCUCCUGCCCCCCAGCGUCGCUACAGCCUGAGCCAAGCCGUCAGGGAGGAGAGACGAGAAAUGAGAUUCAACAGGUCAAAGAGCCUGGCCCUCCACGCUGUGCGCUCCCGCUCCAUCAACUCAGACACCGGGGAGGACAGUGAGGGCCUGGAGCCAAACCCGGACAACAUCAUCCCCAACACAUUGGUGAAAUCGCACUCAGAAAACCAGGAAGCACCACCCACUGAAAGAAAACUGAUAGGUGACGGCUCGAUGCCUGUCUCUGCUGUCCUGGACAGAGGGGUCAAAGAGGCUGAGAAAGGUCAAAGCAGAGAGAAGGAUGGAGAGACGGAGGAGCAGGAGGACACUGACAGACUCUUCAUCCAUUUAAGAGACAACAUGGAGACGAUCAGAGAGUUCUGUGGAGACAUGGUGCGGCAGAUCCCCAUACCAGAGCAGUGUGUGAUAGACGAUUCAAAUCGAGGAUGUGUGGCCAAGCUGUCGUUCUCCUGUCCUCUUAAGGGCCACUACUGUCUGUACGCUAAGUCCUGUUUCAACCUGACCAGCCGACAGCCUCAUCUUUGGAUACACAUCAUGCUGCUACACCUACAGAGUAAAUCCAGUGUUGCCCUGUGCUCCAGAGAUGAGUGUGUCCAGAGGCUCGCCUCCCUCUGGGAGAAGACUCAGCUAAAAGGAGCUCACAGCUUCCCCAUGGCUAUGACACAGCACACCACGCCACACAGAAAGGACAUGGACAGUCUCCAGAUUCAGCUGGAGGAGGUGCGUUUCUUUGAUCUGUUUGGCUACAGUGAGGAAGAGGGAGGAUGGCUCUGCUUCAUGUGUAACAACCCUGAGAAGGCCACAGUCGUGAACCAGGAGGGACAGCCUCUCAUCGAGGGGAAGCUGAAGGAGAAGCAGGUCCGCUGGAAGUUCAUCAAGCGCUGGAAAACCCGCUACUUCACCUUGGCAGGAAACCAGCUACUCUUCCGGAGAGGCAAAUCAAAAGACGAACUGGAUGACAUCCCUAUUGAGCUGAGCAAGGUCCAGAGUGUCAAGGUGGUAGCCAAGAAGCGGCGUGAUCGCGGUCUGCCACGAGCCUUUGAGAUCUUCACUGACAGCAAGACAUACGUGCUGAAAGCUCAGGAUGAGAAACAUGCUGAGGAGUGGCUGCAGUGCAUCAACGUGGCUGUGGCUCAGGCCAGAGAGAGGGAGAACAGAGAGGCGACCACCUACCUGUGAGAGCAACGGCAACACAGUCAGCUGACGAGGACACAUACUGUACAUGUGCGGACUAUUGCAAACUCAUGCAUACACAAACACUGUGUGAUGUUACUACACACUAUGCUGAGUACUAUUUUGUUUAGCUGUACACAACAACAUCCACUGCCAGUAGCAUAACUUUAUAUCUGUCAUUGGGAGCAUACAACGCCUGUCAGAAACAAACAAAAACUCAUGCAGUAUUUUUUUUAAAGACUUGAAAUAAACCAGCAAUAAAAGGCUGUAUGGUGUGUAUCCAACCAGAAUGAAGGAUGGUUACACCAUGGACUCGUGAUCCAUCUACAGCUGUGGACCAUCAUAAAUGUGUGUUACAGUACAUAAGUGUUAAAGACUGAAGUUUCACCUGACUGGAUCAUACAGCGCGGAACUUUCAACUUCCUCCGCUCGAGCCCAGACAUGACUGCGAGCUUCAACAACCAAACAAAACCAGCAUCUGUGGAAACUUGGGAUUUCUGGGUUUAAUGGUGCAUGAUGAUUGAGAUGAAUUUGAGGCCAGAGUAGUAUUUAGCAAUAAAGACUUCAUAGAAGCUCCGACCUCAUAAGGACUUGAAGCAAUAAUGAGACUGAACAGAUUCUCUUGAAAGGAAGGAAGGAUGAUGAAGAGGAGCCUAAUGGACAGCAGAUGGGAAGGGCAUUCAAUCCUGAAACUGUGUGUGUGUGGUUGUGUGUGUCUGUAUCUGUGUGUGAGAGAGUGUAUGAUGAAGUCUUAAAGGAAGAGUUCAACAUUUUGGGAGAUGCAUGUUUUCACUUUUUGCCAAGAGUGAGAUAGGAAGACUGAUAUCAUUCUAACGUCUGUGCUCUAAAUAUGAAGCUACAGCCAGACAUUGGUUAGCUUAGCUUAGCUUAGCAUAAAGACUGGAAAUGAGGGGAAACAGCCAGUCUGGCUCUGUCCAAAGGUAACAAAAGCCUCAUACGAGCACCUCUAAGGGUGCUUUCUCAUCUGCCCUGUUUGAUUCAGUACAGAUGAACUCAAGUUAGUUUGCCUCCUAAGUGCAGUUUGUUUGGGCAGGUGUGAACACAGCAACGACCGGCCCAAGACCUUCUUGAAGAUGUGAUCUCUCUCUACUGCACGGCUGUAAGGUUUCUUGGAGGCAUGGUUGCGUGGUUGUGACGUUAUCACAGUGACAAUAUUUUUGACAGACAGACAUAUAAACACCUGAAAAAGUACUCACAAAGGUUUCCGUGGUAGUUCCCACUACAAUAGGUGUCUCCAGGACUAAACUUCUUCAUGAUGACUCACAAAGUGAAAACAAUACCUGCCAAUGCUGUUGCAGCAGGUAACAACGUUAUCGUGGCUGGAAACAACUCUGUUGCUGCUGGUAAACAUGACAAGUUGGGGUUUUUCUAGUCUCGCCACCAGAUAAUCAGAGAGCUCCGCCUUCUGAUAGUCUGGGGACACUCCUUUCUAAAGUGUGAUUAACACACCAGAGAAAACGGCCGGCAACAAAGCAACGCCUCUUGCAUUUUUGAAAAGGACACGCCCUCCCGGAAACGUGCGCUCCCCCUUUUCUCGUCUGCAAGGACACAAACACACAGAGAGCUUGAAAAUGGAUGCUGAGAGAUUUAACUCCGUUUUAUCAAACAUGUGCUCAGUCCACAUGAUUGUGGAAAUGAAGGACUUACAGCGACUUUGUUUUAACUUUUAACACAGUUGGACUAUGUUUACGAGCACAAGAGUUCAGCGAGCCACCGAAGGACCGCCCUGCGGAUUUACUAUUGGUUCUGCAAUGUAGGGAGUUUUUUUAAACUCUGAAAUUGUAUCCACCCAUCUAAACACAAAAUCAGGGAGAAAGUCAUCAGUCUUUAGUUAAGCGAAGCGUCUAAAGACUGACUUGUGAGUCUAGGGUUUUUCAGGUGUUGUGGGACUAUGUCUUGGCCAGGUGCGGUGACUUCCUGGGGUAUCUACUGGUUGCCAGGCAACCCCAUGGUGACUGCAAGAUUUCGGGAUGUCACUGCUCCUAACCAAGAAACAGUCCCGCACAAAGACAUUUUCAUAUUAGGUAUAAUUAUCCGUAUCAAGUACCAGAACGAUCCUCUCCCUUCCUACAUUAUCACCCAUGGCUGUGCAGUGCAGUUCAGCGCAUGCUGCUGGCAUAUGUAGAUUUAGGAGGAGAUUGGCGGGGUUGAGAAAUGCCUGUGCAACUUUACUCAUAAACUGCUACAUGGGUGAAAUAGCUGUUUUCACACCUGUUGCAAUCUGUACCCAAGUACACAUGAACCAUACUCCAGACCACCUACUCAAGAAGACUCAGGCAUGGAUCAAUGUACUAUGCCUGGGUAUGUGCCUGAAUAUGGUUCUCAGUGUUCACACCAAUUAAACAAACUGGACUUUGUUGUCAAGUGAACUCAGAUCCGGGCUCAGGUCCCUGAUGUAAAAGCCUCCCAAAACUUAAUGACCUUUGGACAGAGCCAAGCUUGCUGUUUCCAGCUAUUCCAGCCUUUAUGCUCAAAUGUGCUAAUCAGCUCGCUAGCUUCAUAUUUCUUUAAUAGACAUUUAACGGACAUGACUACAAUGUUGUCAUCAUCAUUAGCAAGAAAGCGAAAAAGCAUGCUUCCUAAAAUGUGUAACUGUUUAUUUAAUAUACAUAUUUUUUUCAUGUAAAAUAUGGAUAUACAUAAUUUAUCCAACAUUUUAAACUAAUUUGUGUCAAGUAUUUUUUUGUGUUUUUGAUUUAUUCUCUAUUUUUCAUCACUAACAAAUCUAUUUUCCUCCAGUCAGUCUGCAACAGCUCAAGUUGAGCUAUUUAAAAAUCAGAAAUUUUCCAUCCAACAUAUAAGAAUGCCUUGUUUAAAGAAAAAACAUUCAGAUCCUAUUUUCUGUUUCUGCUCUUGUACUAAAGUAACUUAUGAAGCAAGUCCCCUAAGAGUUAGUGCAGUGGUCAGAUUUCUGUUCUGUUGCAAUCUAAGUACUGUAUGGACCAGGCUAUUUUUGGCUUUCCGAACAAGAAACGUCUGCAACAAUUCCCUCCGUGUUUUACGAGGAGCUCAACUGUUGCUCAAUAGUAAAGUUUGGGCAACAGAGUUCUAAGAAAACAGUGAAAUAAAUUAGAGGUUUCCUUGUGGAUUUCGAGACCAUGCCAGUCCAGUCAUACUGAUUUAAUUUCGAUCGAUGAUUCAGUGAAGGUUUUUGUUUAGACAGCGAGAGACUGAAGGUGAUGUGCAGCAAUCGCAACCUUCUUUCCAGAGGUCAGAGUUUAAAAGCUUGUGAGUUUACAGUGGAAGUGAGCAUCUGACUGUUAACAUUUUAACCUCCAGUUUUUCCUCUGAUUUCAGUGGACUCAAAGAAGAGUCUCAGUUUCUACCUUUUUACAACUUUCCACUGGUAAAACCAGUCUGUAGUGGUACGGAUGAAUAUGGAGCAGUCUUACUCCCUUAUGUUCCUCACUAGCCAGGAAGCAAAUGACAAACAUGUUGACCCAGUUAAGCUCUGACUGCCUGCACCAGACAAACAUUCACGGUCGGCUGUGGCAAAUCAAUUAUUUCGUAUGAUGUCUGAUUUUGAUCUUUAUCUGGAUCCACAUGUGAGGUGUGGGUCUGCCCACAGGUGGAAGCGUUGCUCUCCUCUGUGGUAUCAAAUGCUUUUGGCUUUGGUUAAUUACAUAAAACGCACUGUUCGGAAUACUUUAAGGUGGCCUUAAUCUUAACUCGUGUGACAGACAAGGGCAUUUUCUUUGGUGUUACCUUGUCGUAAAGCUAAAACCCUGUCAGCUGUGUACUUGCAGUCAUAACACUGCCUUUCCCAGCGGGUCAUGUUACCACUGUUUGUACUUUUUGCUGUCCCUGUGCCUCACCCCCUGCAUGGCAGAGCUGACCUGCAUCUGCUGACACAUAAUAUUAUUUACAUCAUGCCUCUCCUUCACAUUUUGAUUGUGUCCCCCUCCCCCUUUCCUUUUCUUUCUUUUUUUUUAUGACCCACAUACACAGCUGGCUAUGCACCCCAAAGUCAGGGGGAUUUCUCACAAUAACUGCAAAAGAUGACUUUUUUUAGGCUUGCUAGUGGUGUGGCUCUGGGGAUGGUUAUGUCAGUCUUCCUGUUGGUGUGUCCAUCACGUUGGUCCAGGCUGAAAUAGCUCAACAACUAUUGGAUUUAGAUUUUGUAGAGUCAUUCAUUGACUUUGCUGACCCCAUGAUUUCUCCUCUAGUGCCACCAUCAGGUUGACAUUUGUGGUUUUGAGUGAAACGUCUCAACAACUAUUCUCGUCAGAUUCAGUACAAGCAUUCAUGUCCCUCUGAGGAUAAUAUCGUAAAUAUCAUUUGAUGCUCCUUUAAGUUUUAAUUCAGUGUCAUCAUCGGGUUAAAAUUUCAACUUGUCCUAUAGUUUGGUUUAUGACCAUCAACCUUAGCUGGCCUUUGUGUUUAGUGUUAAUUGAGACUUGGAUUAUACUACAAGAGUUAUGUGAGAGUUUGUUUUGCUGUCAUUAAAUGUGGACCCAAAUGACUUUAAUUUAUCAAGACUUUUUUCCCCAUUUUUGGAUUCACAAAAUUCAACAUAAGACAGGGUGAGUAAUUGAUACACAAGUGGUCAUUUGGGGGGUGAACUAUUCCUGUAGGCGGCAUAGUGGUACAGUGGUUAGCAUUGUUGCUUCACAGCAAGACGGUUCGAAUCCAAGGGUGGGGGAGCCCUUCUGUGUGAAACUUGCAUGUUCUCGCCUUGUCAGUUUGAGUUUUCUCCGGGUACUCCAGCUUCCUCCCACAGUCCAAAGACAUGCAGGUUAAUUGGUGACUCUAAAUUGUCCAUGAGUGUGAAUGGUUGUCUGUCUCUAUGUGUCAGCCCUGUGAUUGUCUGGUGACCUGCCCAGGGUGUACCCCACCCUUCACCCAGUGUCAGCUGGGAUAGGCUCCAGUCCCCCCACGACCCUUAACAGGAUAAGCAGUUAUGAAAAAUGAGCUAUUCCUUUAAGUAUAGCUUCACAGUGCCAUCAGCAUGGAUGCAGACUCGAAUAGUGAAAUCAGACAUCUCACAUUAAGCCAACCAUGGUUGCCCUUUUUUCAUUUGUCCAAAAGCAAACAAAGUUGUCAAAUGUCAGACAUUAUCAUUUCACAGACACCAGGAUUUUCAAACUUACUGACAAUUCCUUAAUUUGUCUUGCGGAAAAUUCCUACCUUUCUGGGCUGAAACAAACAAAAGUAUAUGUGCUAACCUAUACUACACUUUCACACACAUAUUACUUGACUGCAGCUGCUGGCGAGCAAACGUUAAGUCCACUGCCACCCGUCAGUGAGGUUCAGAAAGUCCUUUACUCUUCACUCUAAAUGUACCAUGAAGCUGACUUUAGCCUUUUCAGUUGCACAGUGUUGAUUCCUUGGUGUUUGAAGUGAAUGUCUGAUCAUAUGAAUGUCAAAGUUACAAUGUACAGUAACAAUGUGAAUGCUCUCCACCUUCACCCUGCCAUGUGGGUCUAGUUUCCAAGCCUUGGGGGGGGGGGCGUGUUACAGCCAAAAUGAGCAAUUGUUUUAGGGUACUUUCCUCGUAAUGAAAUACAUUUGUAGGCAGCUGUGUAAAUAGACUGAGGGAUAGAUAACUGUAGCAUCUAUCUAUCUAUCUAUCUAUCUAUCUAUCUAUCUAAUGUUCGUCACACUGGAGAGUAGUGAGUUAUUAUUUUCGCUACGUUAAAGCACAAUGAGAUUUUACAUUUACAGUUUAGAAAGUAGAUAUCAAGAUGGAAACUGCUGUAGAUCUCAACAAACACACACUGUAUAUGUGAAGAUGAUGAGUGUUAAAGUUUCUGAAUGUAUAAAACGACUUCUGAACAUAAUUAUCAGCCUCGUGUAAAGAAUCAUAGGAAAAGGCUUUAACUUUUUACUUUAGAGUGUCGUUAAAUUACAUUUGAUUUUGUGUUUGAUUUUUGAUAUAAGGUCAAUAUUUAUUUUUUACCAGCGCUGUAAUAACACUUCAGUGAUGUCUUGAACGACUACUGAACAAAGAAUGUGACUUCUGUCUUCCCUUUGCUUUUUCCAUUGUGUUUAUAUAGCUAUGAAAUAAUACUACAAACAACUGAAUGAUGUUUUUUAUGUACAGUUAAACUGCUAUCGUUAUGGAUUGUAUAUUUGCUUGUUGCACCUUUUGCAUGUCUGACACUGUCUUCUUUUCUUUUUUUCCUGACAGAAUUAUACAUUAAAUCUUUA
Molecule: messenger RNA, 9392 nt
Organism: Epinephelus fuscoguttatus (brown-marbled grouper)
Lineage: Eukaryota; Metazoa; Chordata; Actinopteri; Perciformes; Serranidae
Gene: veph1
Product: ventricular zone expressed PH domain-containing 1
Exons: 16
Coding region: 741-3227 (828 amino acids)
Biological process (GO): regulation of signal transduction
Cellular component (GO): plasma membrane
Molecular function (GO): phosphatidylinositol-5-phosphate binding
Source: RefSeq, a predicted model, not a curated record